Abrus precatorius (Indian licorice) is the source of this 5379-nucleotide messenger RNA. Its product is annotated as probable alpha,alpha-trehalose-phosphate synthase [UDP-forming] 7. The transcript is spliced from 4 exons. Gene Ontology annotation, molecular function: catalytic activity. Gene Ontology annotation, cellular component: cytosol. The coding region runs from base 428 to 3019 and encodes 863 amino acids. Gene Ontology annotation, biological process: trehalose biosynthetic process. NCBI's taxonomy places the organism in Eukaryota, Viridiplantae, Streptophyta, Magnoliopsida, Fabales, Fabaceae. The record is from RefSeq and is a predicted model, not a curated record.
AAAAUUAAAAAAGAGAGAGAGAGAAAUAAAUUUAAAAAUUUUGGAAAUAUUUUUUGUUCACCUCAAUUCGUAUGAAUAUGUAUUAAUUAAUAAUCAAAAUUGGAAAUAAUAUAUUAAUUCUGUGAAUCUACGUUUUAUAUUUCACAAUAGCGUUUUCCUGAUUAUUCAUUUUUAUUUUGUUGUGUGAGAAGAGGAAGAAGAGGAAUACGGAGAAGAAAGACGAAAGGGUAGAGAAAGAUAAAGAGGGGAAGAUCUUGUAAAUAAGGAAACCCUAGUUUUUCCUUUUUUGGGUUAUUUUUCAAAUUUUUCCUAUUAAUUUUCAGCUACAACCUGCUACUGUUACCAAUAAGGAAUCUCUUGUCAUUGCUUCAAUCGAACGAGAGUGAACGAGUUUUGUGGGAUUGUGUAAUUUUAGGAAGACGCAAAGAUGAUGUCCAGGUCGUAUACAAAUCUUUUAGAUUUGGCUUCCGGGAAUUUCCCAGCAAUGGGGAGGGAAACUAGGGAACGGAGGCGGUUGCCAAGGGUUAUGAGUGUUCCGGGGAUUGUCACUGAGCUAGAUGAUGAUCAGGCAGUUAGUGUUUCAUCUGAUAAUCCGUCAACUGUUUCUACCGAUCGGAUGAUUAUUGUAGCAAACCAGCUACCGGUGAAAGCAAAGCGAAAAGAGGACAAUAAAGGGUGGAGUUUCAGUUGGAAUGAGGAUUCAUUGCUUUUACAGCUGAAGGACGGAUUUCCUGAGGAUAUGGAAGUUCUUUAUGUUGGGUCGUUACGUGUUGACAUUGAUCCAGCGGAACAAGAUGACGUUUCACUACAUUUGUUGGAUAAAUUUAAAUGUGUCCCGACUUUUCUGCCCGCUGACGUUUUGUCAAAAUUUUAUGAUGGUUUCUGUAAAAGGCAGUUAUGGCCACUUUUUCAUUACAUGUUACCGUUUUCAACAGACAAAAGCCACCGAUUUGAUCGCACUUUGUGGGAAGCCUACGUGUUGGCAAAUAAGCUAUUUUUUCAAAAGGUAGUUGAAAUAAUAAACCCAGAGGAUGACUACAUUUGGAUUCAUGAUUAUCAUUUGAUGGUGCUGCCAACUUUUUUAAGAAGGCGUUUUAACAGGGUCAAGAUGGGAUUUUUUCUGCAUAGCCCCUUUCCAUCAUCAGAGAUAUAUAGGACUCUUCCGGUCAGGGAAGAGAUACUGAAAGCUUUACUAAACUCUGAUAUCAUUGGAUUCCAUACCUUUGACUAUGCCCGCCAUUUCCUUUCCUGUUGCAGUCGUAUGUUGGGUCUGGAGUAUCAGUCAAAGAGGGGCUAUUUAGGAUUGGAGUAUUAUGGAAGGACUAUCAGUAUUAAGAUUAUGCCUGUUGGGAUUCACAUGGGUCGGAUUGAAUCAGUUAUGAGAAUGGCAGAUGAGGAGUGUAAGGUAAGGGAGCUCAAACAGCAAUUUGAAGGAAAAACCAUCUUGCUUGGUAUUGAUGAUAUGGACAUUUUUAAAGGCAUAAAUUUGAAGAUUUUGGCUAUGGAGCAGAUGCUCAGACAACAUCCCAAAUGGCAAGGAAGAGCUGUUCUGGUCCAGAUAGUUAAUCCUGCAAGAGGUAAAGGGAUACAUAUAGAGGAGAUACACACUGAAAUACAAGAAAGCUGCAGCAGGAUCAACAGAGUGUUUGGGCGACCUGGUUACGAACCAAUUGUUUUUAUUGAUAGAUCGGUUCCUUUUGCUGAAAAAGUUGCCUAUUACAGCAUUGCUGAGUGUGUUAUUGUCACAGCUGUAAGGGAUGGGAUGAACCUGACUCCUUAUGAGUAUAUCGCUUGUAGACAGGGAAUAUCUAGUUCUGAAUCAUGUUCCAACGUCAGUGACCCAAAGAAGAGUAUGCUAGUAAUAUCAGAAUUUAUUGGCUGUUCUCCAUCACUUAGUGGGGCUAUCCGUAUAAAUCCAUGGAAUGUUGAAACAACUGCAGAGGCAAUGAAUGAGGCCAUCUCAAUGAGUGAUGGAGAGAAACAGCUGCGGCAUGAGAAGCAUUACCGAUAUGUCAGCACUCAUGAUGUGGCUUACUGGUCACAUAGUUUCUUGCAAGACAUGGAGAGGGCUUGCUCAGACCUUUUAAGGAAAAGAUGUUGGGGAAUAGGUCUUAGCUUUGGAUUUAGAGUUGUGGCACUUGACCCUAAUUUUAAAAAGCUGUCGAUUGAUGCUAUGGUCUCAGCUUACAAGAGGUCAAAGAGUAGGGCCAUAUUGUUGGACUACGAUGGUACUGUGAUGCCACAAAACUCCAUUAAUAAGAGUCCAAGCAAGGAGGUCUUGUCUAUUUUGGACACACUCUGUGCAGACACCAAAAAUGCAGUUUUCAUUGUUAGUGGACGGGGAAGGGAGAGCUUAACUGAGUGGUUUGCUCCCUGCAAAAAGCUUGGAAUUGCUGCAGAACAUGGGUACUUCUUGAGAUGGUCCCAGAAUGGAGAGUGGAAAAUAUGUGGUAAGUGCUUCGAAUUUGGAUGGAUGCAGAUUGCUGAACCUGUAAUGAAACUAUAUACAGAGGCUACUGAUGGUUCCAGCAUUGAAAGAAAAGAGAGUGCUUUGGUCUGGCAAUACCGUGAUGCUGACCUUGGUUUUGGAUCUUCUCAGGCUAAGGAAAUGUUAGAUCAUCUAGAAAGUGUUUUGGCCAAUGAGCCUGUUGCAGUGAAGAGUGGCCAAUUCAUUGUUGAAGUAAAGCCACAGGAUGUGAGCAAAGGCUUAGUGGCUGAAAGGAUAUUUUCGUCAAUGGCUGAGAAGGGUAAACAGGCUGACUUUGUUCUCUGUGUUGGUGAUGACAGAUCUGAUGAGGACAUGUUUGAAAUAGUUAGUAAUGCAAUCUCAAGGAAUAUUCUUGCCACCAAUGCUUCUGUAUUUGCGUGCACGGUUGGACAAAAACCAAGCAAAGCAAAGUAUUAUCUGGAUGAUACAACUGAAGUAAUAAGCAUGCUAGAAUCUUUGGCCGAAGAAUCUGAUUCCUCACCCUGCAUAGAUGAAACUGAGGAUUCCUCUUGGAAGGCAAAUGUGAGUUGAGGUUUCACCUCAUUUAGAUUAUUUUUUUCUUUUUUAAUUGGAAUGUAAUAUUCGUGGUGACAUUUGGGGCGUUUGCAGAGUAUGCUUUUUUCUUUUUUUUCUUUUUUUUCUUUUUCUUCCUUCAAUUAUAUAUUACAUAUAUUUUUGGGAGAAUCCCGUCAUUAUUUUCUGUUCUUGCCAUUGAUAAUUUUACUAUUUUGGUUCCGGGAGAGCAGAUAAAGAUGUUAAUUUGGUUUUUUAUUCCUAUGACAAACGAAGAAAAGAAUGAAAGCUCUUGCUUGCUUGGCUUUGGCAACCAUUCCAAAAGUUUAUGUUGUUGAUAGGAUAUGGAAAAACUAGAUUUUGAAUUCUGGACAAAAUAAUUUACUAAGAGAAAUGCACUAGAGCUACAACCAAAAUUCCAAAAGUGAAGUAUAAUAACGUGAAAUAUGCACAUGAAUUGUAAUUUAUCUUAAUAUUACUUUAUGUUGAAUUUACGACGGUCAUAGAUUAAUUUUUAUUUCAAUACUAUUUGAGUUUCUGUUUUGAAUUUAUGUUUAUAAUUUAAUGUAUAUUCUUAUUAUAUACAUACUAAAAUUUGUUUUGGAAGUCCAUCUUCUCCACCCAUAAGCGUUGGGAGGGAACUGAGAAUGAUCGCUGGUUAUAACGUGGGACUCCACUCCCAUUGGUCUGUUCAUGCUGAUGUUGGAAGAUUCUGAGUCAUCAUUUUUUUAAAAGGCGGUGCCUUCUUCUGCCUAGAGCUUCUACGGUGGUCCGUUAACAGCUGUUUACACAAUAAUUUUUACAAGAAAUGGCAUAAUUGAUCUCUCAUGGUACAGCAAUGAAAUCCAGUUGGGUGUCCAAAAAGAGCUUUUGUGUAUACAUCUCAUCUUGAAAUUUUGACUUUUUCUUUUGGUUAAAAAAUUAAAGAGAAAGAAGAGAGAAAAAAUAAUUUUAAAAAUACACAUUAAAUUAUAGAAGUGUUCAAGAACCAAUCUAAACUUAUCUAAAUCGUUAAGUUGAAUUGAUAAAUUAAAAAUUGAAUAAAUCGUUAGCAAAAAAAAGUUGAAAAUAACAAGUUAAACCUUUUUUAUGUAAUUUGGUUUAAUAUUAAUUUUCAUGUUUAAAACUAAACUUGAACCAAAGUUAGCCAUAUAUAUAUACUAAAUUUAUACUAACUUUUUAAUUCUAUCAUUUUAUGUACCAAAAAAAUUAUUCUUUUGUUUUUUAGUGAAUACAAGAGUUCACUAAAGUCAAAGCAUACCUUAAAGGAUAAAAAGUGUUUAUAAAGGUACUUACAAAUCAUUUAUCAACUAGGUUCUCUCAUCGAUAAUGGAAUUUAAAAUUGCAUUUUUGUAAAAUACAAAUCUAAUCCUUAUCAAUGGAACCAACCUUUGUGGCAAAAUAAAUAAAUUAUUCUACUAUUUUAUAAACCAUAACUUAUAAUAUAUUUUAUUGAAUGUAUUUGGAUUUGAUUUUUUUAAGCGAGUUAUUUUGACUUUUGAUUUAAUUUAGACUAAGUUGUAAAUUUUUUUUAUUAAAUUAUAUUUAUAACAAGUUCUUUCUAUGUUUACUAUGUUUUUUUUACAUGCAUAAAAUUUCAGUUUAUAAAACAAUAUUAUCCCUUAACAAAAAUUGAAAUAAUCAAUCAUAUCUAAACAACAAAUAAUUAGUUUAAAUUAAUUAUUUUUUAUGACAUUCUCAAACUGGUUUAAGUCAAACGUCUUUAUCAGAUUCUCUCUUUGUAUAUUAUAAAAUAAAUCAUUAAAAUUAUUCUAGACAUUUUAUGUGUAUAUUUUCUUUUUCUUAUCACAUAAAAUAAAAAGUACUUUUUUCUCUGACCAAAUAAAUAUAAAACAAUUCCCUUUUUCAUCGUAUUUUUUGUAUUCCAUUUUAUUUCACUCAUUUUCUUCAUACAAGGAGUAAGUAAUAUCAGGCAUAACUUUUCAAAAAAUUUCGAUAAAUCUUGACAAGGGUAGUGUUUGCUCACAGGAUUAUCACACAUCUCAAGGAAAGCACAUUGGGAUAGAUUUCCGAUCGGCCAAUGACCAAUUGUCAUAUUGGAUCGUUGUCACUGAUAGCUAUUUUUUAGUAUUAAAUUAUAUUAUCUUGCUAGAUUUCUCUAGCACUUUAGCCCUUUUAAGAUUUCUUAUUAAUACAUUACACCCCAUGUUUACAAUUUUCUUAAAAAGUUUACCUUAUUUUGUUCGUUGGUUUUCUCACUCACACAGCAGCUUUGCAAUAACUCAUGAGUGUAGGAAGAUACUCACUCAACCUAUGGAACUCAAAUGCAAUCUGCAAAUUUAGACCCCCAUAAAAAAAGAGUAUAAAUAUUGAUUAAAAAAGUACAACCUAUAAUCAUACAAGGUUGUUGAAUGAUG